AGUUUUGGUUUAGCCUAACACUGUGUUGUUGGCGCUAGCGCAGUGACGGCUAGUUCUAAAGAUAUGAAGCUUUUAAUCAGUUUUAUAAUACAGUGUUAUCUCUAGCGAUUCUUUGUUCUAACCAUGUAAAACAAAGACUGUAACUGGGAAUGACUGUCUUUCUUUUUAGUUCGCGUUUUAUUGAAUAGCUGGUUCCCAAAGUAGUCUGAUCGUUGCCCGCAGAGCUGCUUAUAUCAGUAGUUUCUUUUACCAUGGACGCGGAUUUGCUUCUUGCCAUAAAGCUUCAGGAACAAUUUGACAAUGAAUACCAGGCAUCUUUAUUUCCCUCCGAUGGAUUUGAAGACAAUCCGUUCGAGCAAAGCAACAAGAAACGCAGAGUGGAGACAGCUGGAGGAGGUAGCGACGUUGUCCCCUACUGGAAGCCGAAAGCGCAGCCUGAGAGACCGCUGUCAAUUGUGGACGAGUCCUGGGAAAUGCUGGACCCAAAUCCUGAUGUUAGAUCCAUGUUCCUGGAGUUUAAUGACAUGUUCUUCUGGGGAAAGCUCAGUGGGGUGGAGGUGAAGUGGAGCCCAAGAAUGACACUGUGUGCAGGGGUGUGUUCCUAUGAGGGGCGAGGUGGGCUGUGCUCCAUCAGACUGAGUGAGCCUUUGUUAAAGUUGAGACCUAGGAAAGAUUUGGUGGAGACACUGCUCCAUGAGAUGAUCCAUGCGUUGCUGUUUGUGACUCAAAACAACAGAGACAGAGAUGGACAUGGACCUGAGUUUUGUAAACAUAUGAAUCGUAUCAAUCAGGCCAGUGGAACCAAGAUCUCGAUCUACCACACUUUCCAUGAUGAGGUCGAUGUGUAUCGGCAGCACUGGUGGCGUUGUGACGGUCCCUGUCAGAACCGUAAGCCUUACUUUGGUUAUGUGAAGAGGGCCAUGAACCGGGCUCCAUCGCACCUGGACCCCUGGUGGGAGGACCACAGGAGGACAUGUGGUGGUACCUACACGAAAGUGAAAGAGCCUGAAGGAUAUGGCAAAAAGAAGGGCAGUAAAAAGGAUAAGACUUCUGCAUCUGACAAACCAACUUCUAUCUCAGGGAAGGAAAAGACUGAAAACAGCAAGCCCUCAACUUCAGGUUCUCAGGACAUAAGAAACAUCAUCCCAUUCACUGGAAAAGGAUUUCUUCUUGGAGGAAAGUCACAGCAAUCUACAUCUUCCUCUGCGUCUGUCCAACCACCAGCAACUGUCUCCUCUCCUCUAAAAACACUUACUACAUCUCCUAUUCAAAUCUCCUCCCCUUCACCCAUUCGCUCAGGAUUGGAAACCAAAGCUACCUCAAGUGCCUUUCCUUCUGUCAGACCAAUUCACAAACCUCCAACAAAGCGGUCUGUGAGUAACACUAAGGUUUUUGUAAACAUCAAUGGCUCCCCUGUUAGAAUAUCCAAGCCACUUAGCAGCAAUACAGGCAAUGAUGGAGCAGAGAAGGUGCGACAAAGAUCAAUUGGAGAUCUUUUUAAUAAGUCAAAUUCUAAAAGUUCAACAUCUGUCCCAAAUUUGACCCCAUCCAAAUCAACACCAAGCAAAUCUAUUCAUUCGAAGUAUCCUCCGGUCAUUCCAACUAAUAAUAGCCCCGAGAAAGCAACACACUCCAAGUAUUUUAAUGAGGCUAACACUAAUAGGUCUUCAACGGGUGGUCAGGGGUCAAAGAAGAGGUCAUGGGAGGACAGCAGGAGCUCCGCCAGCAUUUUCGACUACUUCCAAAAGACUAUAGAAGGCAACUCAGUGGACUCGAUAAGUGCAAAUUCAUCCAAGCCAAAAAGUGCAACAGUUACAACUUCAGCCCCUCCUCAAACCUCUAUGGGACAAAAUACUGCUACCUCUUCGUCCUCCUCUUCGUCAGCAGUGAUGGUCAGCUGUCCCGUGUGUCUGGUAAAAGUUCAGGAGGCCAAGAUCAAUGAACAUUUAGAUUCUUGUCUCAGCUGAAAUCUAAACACAAAGUUUGUGAAGAGUUGCAAUAAAAAAGCAAGGUGUUCAGUUGUGUUUGCCUUAAAAUAAGUUUUUUUCUCAAAAAGUGUGUUUCCAAAAGGGUUUUUCAGCAAUGUUUUCCUUUAAAAGUGAUAUGAUUCCAUUCAGAUUACACUGAAAUUCGACAUUUUAUUCAAAAAGCAUAAAUAUAAUGAGCAAAAUAAUAUAUUCAAUGUCAAUACUACAAAACAUUUUCCAGUAUAGUUUUUUUUUAGAUGUGGGUCAGUUAAUUGUGCCUUGGACCACCAAAAUGGCAUUGUUUACAAAAAUAAGAGAUAUACUUGAAUUUUUCUGUUUGAAUUGAAUAUUUUAUGCAUAUACGUAUUGUUCAUAAUCUUACCCAUUGUUUUUAAAUGUUCAUUGUUUUAAUAAAAUGAAAAAUAUCUAUAGCACUUGAA
Boleophthalmus pectinirostris (great blue-spotted mudskipper) is the source of this 2407-nucleotide messenger RNA. It is a transcript of the gene sprtn, whose product is annotated as SprT-like N-terminal domain. Gene Ontology annotation, molecular function: polyubiquitin modification-dependent protein binding; single-stranded DNA binding; metalloendopeptidase activity. The coding region runs from base 252 to 1967 and encodes 571 amino acids. Lineage: Eukaryota; Metazoa; Chordata; Actinopteri; Gobiiformes; Gobiidae. Gene Ontology annotation, biological process: DNA repair. The record is from RefSeq and is a predicted model, not a curated record. Gene Ontology annotation, cellular component: nucleus. The transcript has 5 exons.